AUGAGCAGUCCAUGGCAGCAAGCAUGGGACGCUGCCCAGCCCCACCUUCACUCUAUACAAGAUGUCCUUGCGUCCCCAGCAUUUCAUAGACCGAACCAUCGCAUUCUUCGCGUUGGACAACUAGACGCUGAGCUCCUCGAUGCCGAACUUGUGCACAUACUUACAGAGCCAGUAUCGAAGGCCCUUGCGACCGUCAACGCCUCCAUAAAAGCUCGAUUUGAGCCUGAGCUAGCACUCCUCGUCCAACUCGUGCUUUAUCGCUUCUCUGUUUGGAGUUCUGGUGCAAGCUAUGGCGCAAUGCUGCAGGGCCUGCGGUAUUCCGCCCCAAGUUCUGGCCUGGGCUCCAGGCCUCCACAACGACGACGACUAAUUAUCCAUGGUGCACUCACUAUCCUUGUUCCCUACUUCCACAACCGACUCCAUGCAUAUGCGCUCUCGCAUGCGUGGCCAGAUGCCCCUGCAUCUGAUACCCGUCGCCGCGCUUGGGCUGCCUUGAUGAGUCUCGAGACCGCACAUGGUGCAUUCAGUCUACUCAACUUCGUUGCAUUCUUAUGGAACGGAAAAUACAGGACAAUUGUUGAUAGAUUCCUGAUGAUGAGGCUUGAACCUUCGCAGGCUCUCCUCAAACGUGAUGUUAGUUAUGAAUUUAUGAAUCGCCAGAUGGUCUGGCACGCAUUUACAGAAUUUCUCCUCUUCCUCCUCCCGCUCAUCAAUCCUCGCUCCGUGGCACGAAGGCUCGCAUCAACCUUUUCAUCCAUUCUCCCUGCUCCCUCCCCUACACAAAAAAUACGCGCGCCGAAACGCGGAAAGUAUUAUUCCCUCCCACCAGACCAGUGCGCAAUUUGUGCUGAGAACGCUUCCCUAAAUGUGAAUUUUGGUGAUGCUACUGGCGCACUGGCAUCGUACACUCCGGCAUUCUCUGCAUCAUCAAACAGCGAUGUUGGUGAUAAUAAUACCGAGGGAGACGGGGAACCUCCAUAUCCGAUAACAACGCCAUAUCUUGCUUCUUGUGAACAUAUUUAUUGUUAUGCUUGUCUUGCUGAGCGCAUGCUUCGCGCCGCAGAUGAUGGCUCAUGCGGAUGGACGUGUCUGCGAUGCGCCGAGGAAGUGAGGAGUGCAGAUCGAUACAGGCUGGAGAGCGAAAGCGGAAACCUUAGGCGAAGUUCCACGUUGGGUGGGGCUGAAAAUGAAAGCGUGGGUGAUGGAGAUAGAGAGAGAAGUGAUGCAGAAAGUAGUCAGGGCGACGAGGGGAGUGAAUCCGAUUUUAGCAGCGAGUUCGGGAGUGGGACAGGCAGCUUGGGGAGCUAUACAUUUACAGGGAGUGAGGCUUGA
Messenger RNA from Suillus subalutaceus, 1332 nucleotides. Its product is annotated as Pex12 amino terminal region-domain-containing protein. The record is from RefSeq and is a predicted model, not a curated record. Gene Ontology annotation, cellular component: peroxisomal membrane. Gene Ontology annotation, biological process: protein import into peroxisome matrix. Gene Ontology annotation, molecular function: zinc ion binding. Lineage: Eukaryota; Fungi; Basidiomycota; Agaricomycetes; Boletales; Suillaceae. Bases 1 to 1332 code for a protein of 443 amino acids. The transcript has 5 exons.